AUGGAUGAUUUUCCAGAUGAGGUAUUUCUACAAAUGUUUCGAUAUGUACCCAUCUUAGAUUUAUUUCGCGGUUUCUACAACUUAAACUCGCGUCUCAAUCGUAUCAUAGGUGAAAUACGCAUUCAUAUUCAUUCUGUUUUGAACGAAGAAGAACAAGGAUAUAUUCUUCCAAAUAUUUGUCCAGAACAAAUACGUUCGUUCUGUGUUUAUGAAGAUCAAUAUGAAUUUCUAAAGCUAAACCAAUGUAACAAUAUUCGUCAAUUAGAAUUUGGAUGUCGUUCGAGACAUACUCACGAAACAUAUGUACAUCGUCAACUGAUACAUGUACAACCAGCCGUAUUUCCGCAUCUAAGAAAAUUAACAAUUUAUCAACAAUACUGGUCAUCGAAAUAUCAACAACUCUGUACAGUGAUAUUCAGUAAUCAAUUUCCAGUAUUAAAAUAUGUGUAUCUACCAUAUGCCAAUGGUAGUUGUGUACCUAGAAUAAGAACUUGGUCAACCAGUUUAAAUAAUGUUUCGAUUGAAUGUUGUAAUAAAUCGAUGUUUUAUCCAUUACUUGACAAUUUACCAAAUUUGAAAUAUUUUACUUGUACACUUGGUACAGACAAUGUGGAAACAUUGGAACAACAAUGUUUAUCAUUAAAAACAAUAAAUUUAACAACGUAUGAUCAAGAUUCUUUAUUUGACAACAGGAAUCUGAUGGAAUUUGAAGAAAUGAAUAAUUUAUACCGUUGUUUGCCAAAUUUGGAAGAUAUAUACAUUUCUAUGCGUUGUUAUUACGCAAUAGAUGAAAUAAUUAAUCGUUUACAUGGUGUUCUAUCAAACUGUCAAAAAUUAAAGAGUUUUGAGUGUCAAAUUAGAUACUCAAGGAGUAGCUCACCUCAAAUAUCAUUAAAUCAAAUUAUGAAUCGAUAUCCUUUAUUUCGAACCGCUGAUUAUGCCACUUGGGAAGACUCUCGGAAUAAAAUGUUUAGAAUUCAAAGUCGUUAUUGA
Adineta steineri is the source of this 993-nucleotide messenger RNA. Lineage: Eukaryota; Metazoa; Rotifera; Eurotatoria; Adinetida; Adinetidae. The record is from the annotation of a GenBank genome assembly.